Molecule: messenger RNA, 1038 nt
Organism: Aspergillus nomiae NRRL 13137
Lineage: Eukaryota; Fungi; Ascomycota; Eurotiomycetes; Eurotiales; Aspergillaceae
Product: macrolide phosphotransferase k
Exons: 4
Coding region: 1-1038 (345 amino acids)
Biological process (GO): transmembrane transport
Cellular component (GO): membrane
Molecular function (GO): transmembrane transporter activity
Source: RefSeq, a predicted model, not a curated record
AUGUCAGGGAGCGUCGCAUCCCAAGGAGAAUACGCCGGGACAAGACGCUCUAAAACGAAUAAGCAAGCAUCUGCAAAACAUCCAUGGCGCUUCUGGGCAAUUAUCAUUGCCCUCUCCCUUACUCGUCUUCUAUCGACUAUCGAAGGGACCAUUAUCACGAGCACGUUGCCCACGAUAAUGGAAGCGCUUGGUGGAUCCGGUUCAUACAUUUGGGUUCCCAAUGCUUACUUCUUAGCCUCAUUGGCAAUAUUGCCACUAGUUGCUCAAGCAAGUGACAUCUUUGGCCGCCGCCCACUUCUUCUUACAGCUUUGGCCUUGUUUGUACUCGGCAGUGGCCUAUGUGGUGGCGCCUCGUCAACGCGGAUGCUGGUUGCCGCACGUACUGUACAGGGUAUUGGAGGUGGGGCAGUAGUUCUGUUGAUCAAUACUGUCGUUACUGAUCUAGUACCACUACGAGAGCGGGGGAAGUACAUGGCUCUGAUCCAAAUGACUGCAACUACCGGGGCUGCCGUCGGCCCAUUCCCCGGUGGUCUUAUCACGGAUCACUCGACAUGGCGCUGGGUUUUCUACCUUAAUUUACCUAUUGGCGGUAGUGCCUUCAUUUCUCUAUUUCUAUUUCUCCGUAUGAAUUUUCAGUGCGACCAAACUUGGAAACAAAGAUUAGUGGGGCCUUAUAUAGCAGGAAAUGCUAUAUUCAUCGCUGCCAUUAUAGCUUUUCUUAUCGCACUGGCCUGGGGAGGGACUAUGUACGACUGGGGAACGUAUCAUAUCGUUGUUCCCAUCGUCCUUGGCUUCGUCGGAAUCGGACUGUUCAUCACGUUGGAAUGGACCAUUAGCAAGGAGCCAUCGUUCCAGCGCAGGAUAGUCUCCAAUCGAAUUUCUUUUGCUGCAUUGAUUUCAUGUUUCACGAAUUUGAUUUGUGUGCAUUGGACAUUUUACUUCCUACCUAUCUAUUUCCAGGCCGUUCGAGGUACAUCGGCAAUGCGCUCAGGUGAGAUAGAAACCAUAGCGUGGUGCUCGGUCCUCUUGCAUAUUUAG